Helicoverpa armigera (cotton bollworm) is the source of this 2082-nucleotide messenger RNA. RefSeq lists its product as uncharacterized. Bases 52 to 2070 code for a protein of 672 amino acids. NCBI's taxonomy places the organism in Eukaryota, Metazoa, Arthropoda, Insecta, Lepidoptera, Noctuidae. The record is from RefSeq and is a predicted model, not a curated record. The transcript has 2 exons.
GGAUGUUCAAAUGUGGAAAAUUGUACAAGUACAGCAAAAUUAUUAAUUAGUAUGCAAUGUCGAGAGGACCACAAAAAGGAAAAGGGGCGACGGUUUACAUUAAAGGAAAAAAUUGCUUCCUUAUCUAUUUUUAAACAAAGUCCCAAAGGAUACAGAUUUUUGCGAAAAAUUUUUAUUUUACCUGCUCAGCAAACACUUAUUAAAUUGGUACAAAUUUGUAACAUAAAGCCUGGGAUUAACAAAAAUGUUUUCUCUCAAUUAAAAAAUAAAGCUGACAACAUGAAACUAGAAGAAAAACUAUGUGUUGUUAUGUUUGACGAAGUUUCUUUGAAGAACAAUCUUAGUUAUAAUGAAAGAAAAGAUAAAAUCACUGGUCUUGUUGACAAUGGGCAAGAGAGGAAAAGUGAAUUUGCAGAUCACGCCCAAGUUUUUAUGCUACGUGGUCUAAUUUAUAAUUAUAAGCAGGCAGUAUCCUACACAUUUGCGUCAAGUGCUACCAAGGGACCUGAACUAGCUAAACAAAUUAAGGAAGUGAUAAGAGACUUGCAAGAAGCAGGGUUCAUAGUGGUUGCUACUGUAUGUGACCAGGGUACUAAUAAUAGACAGGCUCUCAACCUGUUACUUAACGAGACCAGGGGAAUUUAUUUAAGAAAAGGAGAAGAACCAAAAGAUAAUAUAAUUUUAAUAAAUGGUCAAGAAAUUGUACCACUUUAUGACCCCCCACAUCUUCUCAAAGGAAUUCGAAACAACCUCAUGACAAAAAAUUUAGAAUAUACUAUAGAUGGCGCAACAAAAACCGCAAAAUGGUCACAUUUAAAAUUGUUACUAAAUGAAAACCCUGGCUAUAAAGGAGUUAGAUUAAUUCCUAAAUUAACGGAAUAUCACGUCAACCCGCUGAAAAUGAAUAAGCAAAAAGUGAAAUUCGCCUCACAAAUAUUCAGUCGUACUGUGGCGUCUAAUAUGGGAUAUUUAGCAGAUAAGAACAUACUUCCCACAGAGUGCAAGGACACUGCUGAUCUGCUGCUGUUUAUGGACAACAUAUUUGACUCGGUGAAUGGCAGUCAACAGAAAAAUAAGAACGCCAAGCCUUUACUAGGCCCAGCAACGCCGAACUCAGCUCAUCAUAAAAUAUGGCUUGAGGGUGUACAAAUAUUUAAAUCAAUGAAAUUUGUAGCUAGUGACGGUAAAAAACAAUCGAUUCCUUCCGUUACCAAUUGGGUGUGGACACUGAACGGCGUUCAAACGCUAUUAAAAAAAUUACAAAAUGAUUUUAAUGUGUCGUCAGUAUGGUUGCGGCAUCUGAAUCAGGACCCCCUGGAAAAUUUUUUUGGGGCAGUAAGAAGCCAAGGGUGCCGCAACACUAAUCCUACCUGCGACCAAUUUGAGUCUGCUUUCGCCACAUUAUUAAUAAAUAAUAUAAGCAGUGUCCACACCCGCGGAAACUGCGAAAAAGACUUUUGUGAUGCAUUACACUCUUUAAUCAUCAACGAAAAUGCGAAAACAACGUCGACCUGCUCAUCUUUCGAUUUCGCAAAAAUUUUUGAUUUUAAUUUUACACCUCUAGAGGUUAAAGAAAGCGAUCCCCGCAUUAUUGCGCCAUUGCAAUAUAUGAGUGGCUAUUUUUUGAAAAAAAUUAAAACAAAAGUUUUCAAAGCGUGCACAGAUUGCUGCAAUGAUUUCGCUUCAAAAAAUGAAAUAGAGUAUAUUAAAUAUAGGGAAUACGCAGGUCGACGAUGGCUUUGCACUCCCAGCAAAAACUUAAUAGAGGUGAUUUCAAAUAUUCAGGACUUAAUUAAUGAAAUAAUAAAAGAAAAUAUUGAAAAAUCUAAUGUAAAAAUAAUAAUGAACACAGCUAUAAGAAUAUUUGUAAAUUUUGAUUUUAUAAAAUGUAAAAUACAUAAAGAAAAAGUUACUGAUUAUCUAAUUAAUAUUGUUAUUAGGUGUAUGAUUUUUAAUUACUGUAAAAAUAUUAAUAAAAUAUUAGCUGGGAGAAAAGACGUUGAUGAUUGUGAGGACAAAUUGCAAACAAAAGCAAAAAAGCUAAAUGAUUGUUAUAAAAAACACAAAUAAACAAGAUUAUAA